GCGCAGUAGGUGACCGCACACAGCUACUGACUUUACCCCGCAAGGGAGGUAUGCGCAAAUCAGCGCUCAUUCAAAAAAUGGAAGAUUUGCUAAUGAUCUGCAGAUAGACACCAGCCGUCUCUCUUCCUCCGCCUCCACCAUUGCCAGUGUGAAAAUACAUACUGAGGACUUAUUUACCAAAAAUAACAGCAAAUUUAUAAUACCUGUCAACUGCCUUCACCUCUCUUCCUCACCUACUCCCUUAUACACACACUGAAACCUCAUUGCCUAAAGUCUUCAGGAUGUAUCAGAGCGUUCCUGUAGCUCCUGGCGACCAGCUGACAGCUGGAGGGGCAGCUGGUUCUCCCCUGAAGAAGAAACUGGGCCGAGAUGGCCGCCCCCUGGUGAUGUCAGGCAUGUUAGGUUGUAUGUUGGUGCUGGCUGCUGUGGUCUCCUGGUGCUACUACUCAGCCUCCCUCCGUAAAGCCCAGCUGCUGAAGACCGAGCUGUUGGACCUCAACAAAGAUGGCUUUGUCAUUCGCAACCAGGCUGGGGCUGUCAUCUUCACCAUGGCCUUCAGGUCUGGCACUCUGGAUCUGGACUCAUGCUCAAAGGAGAGCAGUAUUCUGAGCUGCAGUAAGUCAGAUUCUGGCAAGCUCAACUUCUUCAUCCAGACGGUUCGGCCCAAGGACACGGUGAUGUGUUACCGAGUUCGCUGGGAGGAACUGGAACACGAGCGUCCAGUGGAACAUGCCAUGGCCUAUAACGACUCUCACUGGUAUGGAGGGGCAGAGUCUGCGACACAGCAUUGGCCUAUCAAGAACCAGGGUGAGGAGGAGCCACGUCCUUUCAUCACCAGUGAUGUCUACUCCAAUAGGAAUGCUUUCGGUGGAAUCCUUGAACGCUACUGGCUGUCGUCAAAUGCGACUGCGAUUAAGAUUAAUGACUCGGUUCCAUUUCAUCUGGGCUGGUCUGAGCAGGACAAGAAGCUCAGGUUUCAGGCACGGUACCAGGAUUCACCUUACAGACCACCAGAGGGACAGCAGGCCUUACCUGAACUCAGCUAUAGAGUGUGUGUGGGGUCUGAUGUCACCUCCAUUCACAAGUACAUGGUGCGUCGGUAUUUCCCCAAGCCCAUCAAGGUCCCUGCCCCUGAAGUGUUCGAACACCCAGUGUGGUCCACCUGGGCUCUCCACAAGACGGCCGUCACCCAGGAGAAGCUGCUGCGCUACGCCUCUGACAUCACCGAGCAUGGCUUCACCUGCUCCCAUCUGGAGCUUGACGACCGCUACACCGCAGACUAUGGGGAGUUCGACUUUGACCCACAGAAGUUCCCCAACGCCAGCGGCAUGUUUGACAAACUCAGAGAAGAUGGAUUUCAAGUAUCACUCUGGACACAUCCUUUUAUCAACUAUGAUUCAAUUAAUUUUGGUGUUGCUGUGGAAAGAGGGUUGUUUGUGAGGGAACCGGGCGGUGAGCUGCCUGCCCUUGUUCGAUGGUGGAAUGGCAUCGGCGGAAUCUUGGACUUCACCAACCCCGAAGCCCGAGAGUGGUACUCCUCACAUCUGCGCAUGCUCAAAACCCGCUAUGACGUGACCUCCUUCAAGUUUGAUGCAGGAGAGACGAGCUACCUCCCUCGAGAGUUUAGUACUCUGGUUCCUCUCGCUGACCCCUCCACGUUCACUCGCCGCUACACGGAGAUGGCCAUACCGUUCAAUGAGCGUGCAGAGCUGAGGGUAGGCUACCAGAGUCAGAACAUCUCCUGCUUCUUCAGGAUCAUAGACAGAGACUCGGUGUGGGGUUAUGAGCUGGGCCUAAAGUCCAUCAUCCCUACUGUUCUGACUAUCAGCAUCCUGGGCUACCAGUUUGUCCUGCCUGAUAUGAUUGGAGGCAAUGCGUACCCCAACCGCACGGCAGGUAACAAGGAUGGUCUGCCGGACAGAGAACUGUACAUCCGAUGGUUGGAGCUAUCUGCUUUCAUGCCUGCCAUGCAAUUCUCCAUACCACCCUGGGCCUAUGAUGAUGAGGUAGUAGAAAUAGCACAAAAGUUCACAGCGCUGCACAAGACACUGGUGGCCCCAAGGGUUCUCGAACUGGCGAGUGAAGUUCUAGAUACAGGAGACCCAAUCAUAAGGCCCCUCUGGUGGAUUGCCAAUGAUGAUGAGGCAGCCUACAAGAUUGACUCCCAGUUCCUGAUAGGGGAUGACCUGAUGGUAGCACCAGUGCUGGAGCCUGGAAAGCAGGAGAGAGACAUCUACCUGCCUGCAGGACGAUGGAGGAGCUACAAGGGGGAACACUUUGACAAGGGCCCCAUGUACCUCACUGACUACCCUGUGGACCUGGACGAGGUAGCCUUCUUUACAUGGGUACACUGAGGACAGACAAGCAUAAAGACACAUAAAUACACACAUGCAUAUGCACACUUAGAUUCUAGUGAGCACACAAGCUGAGGGAGGGCACGAGGUGUUUGUUUUUCCAGGAAAAAUGACCAUUGAGUGAUGUUGGUAAUGAUUAACCCCAUGUCUACUCUGACCCUGCUCUUGGCCCGGACUGCUACCUGUAGAUCAUACCGGUCCACCCACAGAAUCAGAGUGGAACUAGCAUUCACCUCUGAUUCUGAUUCCAUCUUUAAGCUGAUCCUCAUCCUCAUGUGCCUUCCACAGCCAAAACUGAAACUGAUCUGAGAUUGUAUCAUGACCACAGUCUUCCACCUAACGGACAUCUAGAUUACAGAUUUUUCUUCAAGAUCUGUGCCUCUCAACGAGAAUGAUUUUUGUUUUGAGGUCACUGUAAGCUGCUCUUCAUGCCGUCUUUGAAUUUUAUUUCAGGGAAGAUUUAUUGAAAUAACUGUGUGUCAUAUUUUACCAUGUGUGAGUAAAUCUGUGCCAGGUAAGGUAAAUGUUCAUGGCUUGACAGUGUUUGAGUACUGAACUGGCAAUAAAUAUGCACUCAGAGUUAGACAGUUGCACCCCCUCUCAGAGGACAUGCCAAGGUCAUGCCUAACUCUGUGUCACCAUGACAACUGCUGAAUUGAGGGAAGUUUAAGUUUAUUCUCAACUACUGAGCUUAUUUGUUGAGGACAACAAGAUUUAUUUUGCAUUACAUUGUAUUGGUAAUAUUUAACUCUUUGAUUGGAGUGUAUGUAAAUUCAUAUGUAUCCCUAUCUAGAUCAGCCAUGAGUAUCACAGUGGACAGACUGUAAAUGUUAUGUUCACCACGUUGCUUGAAUUACAGUGCCAUUGUAUCAUUUAGUGCCAAAAUCUACUGCAUCAUUCUUUUUUCCUUUGCACAGGUUGACAUCACAGCUCAGGGUAGAUUUAAAUGAAAAGCCUUUGUUUGUAUGUUCAAAUGAAAUCAUUGCAUUGCAAAAUAGUUUGUCUGUGUUUCUGGUUGACCAUGCAAAACAGGGAUUGUCCUCAAAGAUGCCAUGCAGUCAUGUUCCAUCCAUGUCUGCCUUGUUCCUUUCUUUGCCUUAUCUGCUAAACUAAGGUAUGCUAACUUAAGGACACAAGGCCAGCGGAGUGAUAAGAAACUCAUGUUUGCCCCCAGUCUGUUGCUUUAUGAAUUGCACCUCUUGAUUGCUUUGACACUGUUGAGCUAAUGAGGUGUUUUGUUCCAAAAUGAGAAGUCCACUACUUUAAAAAAUGAUGCCUGCUUUGCUGGCAUGAAAGUAAAGCACACUAUCACUUCUUAUAUAAGCUGAAUCUUCUCAAUACCUUGUUUACAAAAUUGUUAUACAGAAGCUAAAUCAGAUGUGUUUCUGAGAAAUUAACUGAUGGAUUUUGCGUAGUAAAACUAUUACAAAAUAAAUCCUUGAGUUUUGGAAUAAAGCUCCUCAUAUAUUCCUUCCUGGCAGAUGUGAAGAAAUGAAUGAAUUUAAAAAAUAAUAAUACUAGCACGGUGUUUUCACACAUGUUUUAUAAUUUGCUCUAUGCUGCAAUGUGCUGAAUGUGAAAUAUGAACUUGCUGUAGCUAUGAAUUUCAAGUGAAUGCUUUGAAUAGGAUUAUUAACGUAACUGUUCAUAUAGCUUUUGCGUCAGUAGUGUAUUAACUACAUGUUAAGCUGAGAGACUGAAAAAUUAUUUUUUUUUCUGGAAGGCAAAGGUAACUUCAGAUUGCAAAGGGAAUUAAUAAGGGAUUAUGUCAAAGCACUGAAUGGAAAGUCAAUUAAUUUAUGCUUCAUGGUGGGAGAAUUUCUAACACAACAUAGUUUGAAAGGCUACAUGGGAAAUUAACCAUAAGGUAACUGAAGUGUCUCUACUGCGAAUGAAUCUUCCUGCAUCACAGGGUGGACUGCCAAAGAAAACAACACGUAGUUGUUGCAUAUUUAAAUGUCACUGCUGAUGUGAAGACCUCAUACCUCCAUCAUUUCUACUUUCCUGGAAGUCAGAAUAGCAGCCUGUGUGGGUGUGUUAAGCUUGAUGAUAGUGCUGUUUUGAUAUUACUCACUGAAUUAGACCAUGUUAUGUUUCAACUUAAGAGAAAACAUGAAAUCACCAAAACUGGAGUUAUAAGGUUUUCACACAACAGCAAAACUCACACUUAUGAUACAAUGAAUGUAUCUUGUCCUGCACGUACAAACAUAACUGUAUUCAGCCAUUCUCAAAUUUUACAAACUAAUUCUCAACUGUACCCCUUUUGCCUUGUAAGUGACCUGUAAACUUUCUUCUUCAAUUGAUAUUUUUUUCCUAAUACUGUGACUGUUUCAUUCUCAGUGUGCCAUAUAUACACCACAUUGCCUAAUUUGUUUUUGGUUAUACUUUCACUUUCUUCAGCAUGUUAACAGAGAGUAGGCAAUACUGUAUUUGCACAGAACAUAUGGAAAUAAUUUUGAUAGGUCUAGCACCAUUCAGGCCCUCCCGUCCAAAAAUGCUACGCUCACCAAAUCUUUGUCCCACUUUCUCUUUGUGUCCAAAGUGGGAAGAGAUCAUAUUGAUUUUUGGAUGCUUUGCAUAGUGGGACACUGGCAUCAAACCAGGAAGCCUGAUAACUUUACAUGCCUCGUCCCCUUUGUUAAUCCUCAGGUUCAUCAGCCAAACACAGCUAAUUUGUUUAUUUGCUCAUGACUGGUCAAAUUUAAUUUGUGCUUUUGACCCACUUUAUAUUUAUGGCUGCGUAACUAAGCUAUAACUUGUUGUAAGUAGUCAUGUGAAACACAAAAACUGAGGAAUAAAACAUUGUAAUGGCCAUUCA
Molecule: messenger RNA, 5172 nt
Organism: Myripristis murdjan (pinecone soldierfish)
Lineage: Eukaryota; Metazoa; Chordata; Actinopteri; Holocentriformes; Holocentridae
Product: myogenesis-regulating glycosidase-like
Exons: 6
Coding region: 282-2354 (690 amino acids)
Biological process (GO): skeletal muscle fiber development; carbohydrate metabolic process
Molecular function (GO): hydrolase activity, hydrolyzing O-glycosyl compounds
Source: RefSeq, a predicted model, not a curated record